This is a messenger RNA of Salvia hispanica, 1323 nucleotides long. Its product is annotated as glyceraldehyde-3-phosphate dehydrogenase, cytosolic. Gene Ontology annotation, cellular component: cytosol. The record is from RefSeq and is a predicted model, not a curated record. Gene Ontology annotation, molecular function: NAD binding; glyceraldehyde-3-phosphate dehydrogenase (NAD+) (phosphorylating) activity; NADP binding. Lineage: Eukaryota; Viridiplantae; Streptophyta; Magnoliopsida; Lamiales; Lamiaceae. Gene Ontology annotation, biological process: glucose metabolic process; glycolytic process.
ACCGGUUGCAUCGUAUCACACCUGCUUAUCUCAAAAUACAUAAACCUCAGUCUCCGUAGUUCACCACACAUUCUACCACUCUCUAUUUCGACUCUAGCUCUAUCAGUACCUCUCACUCUACAAACAAAAAUGGCGAAGAUUAAGAUCGGAAUCAAUGGUUUCGGUAGAAUCGGCCGUCUGGUUGCCAGAGUCGCUCUUCAAAGAGACGAUGUUGAGCUUGUUGCUGUCAACGAUCCGUUCAUCACCGUUGACUACAUGACCUAUAUGUUUAAGUAUGACAGUGUGCACGGCCAAUGGAAGCACCACGAGCUCAAGGUUAAGGAUGAGAAAACCCUUCUCUUUGGUGAGAAGCCUGUCACUGUUUUCGGUUUCAGAAAUCCCGAGGAGAUUCCAUGGGCUUCAACUGGGGCUGAGUACAUUGUGGAGUCAACUGGUGUUUUUACUGACAAGGAUAAGGCUGCAGCUCAUCUGAAGGGAGGUGCUAAGAAGGUUGUUAUUUCUGCUCCAAGCAAGGAUGCACCUAUGUUUGUGGUCGGUGUCAAUGAGAAGUCAUACACACCUGAUCUUGACAUUGUUUCUAAUGCUAGCUGCACCACAAACUGCCUUGCCCCAUUGGCAAAGGUUAUUAAUGAUAGGUUUGGUAUUGUUGAAGGUCUUAUGACAACAGUCCAUUCCAUCACAGCUACCCAAAAGACUGUUGAUGGACCAUCUGCCAAGGACUGGAGAGGUGGAAGAGCUGCAUCAUUCAAUAUUAUCCCAAGUAGCACUGGAGCAGCUAAGGCUGUUGGCAAAGUUCUUCCUGCUUUGAACGGAAAAUUGACUGGAAUGGCCUUCCGUGUCCCAACAGUUGAUGUUUCUGUUGUUGAUCUCACAGUGAGGUUAGAGAAGGAAGCUACUUAUGAUGAAAUCAAAGCAGCACUCAAGGAGGAGUCUGAGGGAAAUCUGAAGGGAAUUCUAGGCUACACCGAAGAUGAUGUUGUGUCUACUGAUUUUGUCGGCGACAACAGGUCAAGCAUUUUCGAUGCCAAGGCUGGAAUUGCUUUGAGCAAGAACUUUGUGAAGCUCGUUUCGUGGUACGAUAACGAAUGGGGUUACAGCACCCGUGUGGUUGAUCUGAUCAAGCAUAUUCACUCCACCCAGUAACUUGCUACGUUCAUCUAAGGUCACAUCCGUUAUGGUGUUUUCGGCGGAAUUUGAGUUAGAAUAAAUUGUGGUCUAUUUGAGACUAAUGUUUGAUGUGUGGCUGGUUUUAGCAGACAGAUGUUGUAUUUCGAAGAAUUUUGUGUUGAAUGGUGAAUGCUAAAAUAUCUACUUGUGUUCUAA